UCGCCGCUGGACAGGCUUGGGAUACUGGGAGAGCCGGAAGAGCUGCGGAGGGAGAACCAGCGGAUCCCUGCACCGUUUCUCCAUCAAAGCUGCGGCUGUGAGCGGACCGCGUCCACCGGGGAGGCUUUAGAGAGUUCAGCCGAGUCGAAGCUACCUUUGUCGAGUGCGUGGUCUAGGCUCACUAAAGAUGCGGAGGGCAGCAGUAGGACAGAUGGUCAAUGUGACUGUAGAUGAUGGAGGGGACGACUGGGAAACUGACCCUGAUUUUGAGAAUGAUUUGUCAGAGAAGGAGCAGCGCUGGGGGGCCAAGACGGUGGCUGGCUCAGGACAUCAGGAGCACAUAGAUAUCCAUCGGCUGCGUGAGACGGUGUCGACCGAACACACCAGCUUGAAGCAGAAGGAGCUGGAGACGAUGCCCAAGGCCUCUCAUGGAUAUGGAGGAAAGUUUGGAGUGCAGCAGGAUCGCAUGGACAAAUCGGCCGUGGGUCAUGACUACCAGAGCAAGUUGUCCAAGCACUGCUCCCAGACCGACACCUCCAAAGGCUUCGGAGGGAAGUUUGGAGUGCAGGCUGACCGCGUUGAUCAGUCAGCUGUUGGGUUUGAGUAUGCCGGAAAGACGGAGAAACACGCCUCGCAGAAAGACUACGCCACUGGGUUUGGGGGUCGAUACGGCGUGCAGGCAGAUCGUGUCGACCAGAGCGCAGUGGGCUUCGAUUACCAGGGCAAAACCGAGAAACACGAGUCCCAGAAAGAUUACGCCAAAGGCUUCGGCGGCAAGUUCGGCGUUGAGACCGACAAGGUGGACAAGAGCGCCGUGGGCUUCGAGUACCAGGGCAAAACAGAGAGGCACGAGUCUCAGAAAGAUUAUGUAAAGGGCUUCGGAGGAAAGUUCGGCGUGCAGACGGACAGACAGGAUAAAUCGGCUCUGGGAUGGGACCACCAGGAGAAACUGCAGCUGCACGAGUCUCAGAAAGACUAUAAGCGUGGGUUUGGAGGGCAGUAUGGGGUAGAGGUGGAGAAGCAGGACCAGUGUGCUCUGGGCUAUGAGCACAAGGAGCGCCUGGCCAAGCACGAGUCCCAGAAAGAUUAUUCUAAAGGAUUCGGAGGGAAAUUUGGUGUCCAGAACGACCGCAUGGAUAAGAGCGCAGGCACGUUUGACGAUGUGGAGAAGCCGACAUCAUCCUACCAGAAAACCAAACCUGUGGAGGCUGCCGGCAGCAGCACAGGAAGCAUCAAGGCUCGCUUCGAGAACAUCGCCAAGCAGAAGGAGGAGGAGGACCGGAAGAGGGCCGAGGAGGAGCGAGCGCGUCGACAGGCCAAAGAGAGGCAGGAGCAGGAGGAGGCUCGACGUAAGAUCGAAGAAACCCCCAAAGCCCCGUCUCCUGCCCCGGCUGCCAGCCCCAGUCCCACUCCCAGCCCCACCCCACCAGUGCAGCCAGCAACAGCAGCAGCAGCUUCAGACAACCAGAACGUCGAGGAUGUUACCAGCGACGCUGCAGAGAACGGAGAGCAGCUGUACGAGCCGGAGCCACAGAGCCAAUAUACACAGGAGGAGGAACUCUACCAAACCCCCGACGACAACGCAGCAGCAGAUGGGCAGCGGUAUGAGUACGGCGAGGACCUCGGGGUGACAGCUGUAGCUCUGUACGACUACCAAGCAGCUGGCGACGACGAGAUCUCCUUUGACCCCGACGACAUCAUCACCAACAUCGAGAUGAUCGACGAGGGCUGGUGGCGAGGCGUCUGCAGAGGCGCCUAUGGCCUUUUCCCUGCCAAUUACGUGGAGGUUCGACAAUGACGGCGCAGAGACGAGACGAGCUGAGAGUCUCCCCGACCUGCAAAAAAUAAAGAAAAAAAGAGGGAGAUGUUUUUCCAGAUCCUUUUCACACUUUUCUCUCUCUUUCCGCCUCAUCUCAACGCUUCGACACUGUGCGAGACGUCCUCAGGACUCCUAGCCGGCUUUGUUUUGCUCAUUUUUCCAUCCCUCUCCUGCCUUUUCCAUUUUCAGAUCCCCUCGUUUGUCUCCGUGCAGCAGCAGCAGAGCAACUUAGAGAACAAAUCUUUUAUCUGCACCUCUGCAUCGUAGUAGUUAGAGCUGCAAAAUGCACCUUCGAGGUGACUUCAUGAGCCCCAGGUUGCAUUUUGCAGCUCUAAACACUGUCUCCGGAGUUGAGACAUGUUAGAAAUGCAGUUCAGUCUCACCAAAGACCAGAGAAAUAACAGAAAUGAGCUUGAAACGUAUCCAAUUGUGAGUCUUUGGGCAGGGCUCAGGGUGCUCGCUGUAUAGUAGCUCCAUCUAAAUGUAAGCAGGAGCAGUUUAAAGUGGAUUAUUGUGUUUAUUUACUGUCCAGUGCAUCGACUGUGGACCAAAAAGCUUAAUUAUCCAGAUGAAGCUGCACUUGUUGAUGGAAAACCGAGCUUUGUUUAGAGCUUCCUGUAGUACGAAUCUGUUCUGCAUCAGUCGCAGGGUCGAUUAGGAGUGAUCGGUAAUAAUCUUUAUACCUUUUACUGAUGUUUAAAUCGUUGCAGAAUCAUGGGGCCAAUAAUAAUAAAGUUUUCACAACAGAGAAACACUUCAGCUCAUCGUAUUAUUUUUAUCAUCCGCUUCGAAUCGUGUACAGAGAGAUUCAUCGUUUAUGAUGCUUGAGAGAAAUAAUAGAUUUGAAAGCAUAUUUUUGUUCCCUGUCGCCGUGUUUUCGUGAAUGUUCGGGGUUGUUUUCGUGUCAUAUGUCAAUACGCACGCAUGAGGAGACGAGGGAACAGUGCGUGUUUUUAAAAAAAUAAAUGAAUAAAUAAACGAGUGAUUGAUCAGCAGUGAAGACGACCUGUAGACACAAAGCAGGUGCUGUUAAGGGACGAGGCUUUGCUGUUUUAUUCUCCAAACACUAAUUUUACGGCGGUUCAACAAACUGGAUGGCCAUAGUGUAGCGUUAAACCUGAGUGUGUGUGAGGGCUCUCAGUUAUUCAUCUUUGGGGUUUUAUAAUAAAAAGUGACCUUUUCAAAUGUAUUAUUUUUUAUCUGUACCUCUGUUUGCUUGAGUCACAUCAUUACCUGUUUGUUCUUUUUUUUUAGUUUCAAUAAAUAAACUAUAAAUUAUA
This is a messenger RNA of Amphiprion ocellaris (clown anemonefish), 3099 nucleotides long. RefSeq names its product src substrate protein p85. The record is from RefSeq and is a predicted model, not a curated record. Gene Ontology annotation, biological process: regulation of actin filament polymerization. The transcript is spliced from 16 exons. Lineage: Eukaryota; Metazoa; Chordata; Actinopteri; Pomacentridae. Gene Ontology annotation, cellular component: lamellipodium; site of polarized growth; focal adhesion. Bases 188 to 1798 code for a protein of 536 amino acids. Gene Ontology annotation, molecular function: actin filament binding.